CCUCUUGCCUGCAAAGGAAGCUGAACUCCGGAGAUCAAAACAUGUCGCAACAGGUUCUGUCGUUUUCAGAACAAACUGACGGUAUCACUUCUAUUACCAAUUUCUCAUACGAUCAUGCAAAGGUGCGUGAGCUUGCAUCUCAUAUGGUAUUAGUGCAUGAGUAUCCAUUUUCUAUGAUGGACCAUCAUGUUUUCAACAAGUUCAUGAAAGCUGCAACUCCUUUCUAUAAAAAGAUUACCCGUCAGCAAGUGAAAGAAGAUUGUUAUACAACUUAUGAACUAGAAAAAAGAAAGCUGAAACAUCUUUUAAAGGGUGCUAGGAUCAGCUGGGUGUUCGAAAAUCAGUAUCUGGUCUUGAGAGAAUGGCAAAAGGAUAUUUCAGAAAAUCACGGGAUUUUUCAAGAAUUAGACAUCUGGGUCCAAGCAUGGAACAUCCCUCUUCACUGGUUCUCGAUGAAAGUUGGUCGCAAAGUUGGGGGAGCAUUCAAGCAUAUUAAAGAUGUCCAAAUUCCGCAUGGAGGACCUCUGUCUGGCAAAUGUUUAAGGCUGAAGGUAACAUUAGACCUGAAUUCACCGAUACCUCGCUGCACUCACUUAAAACAGGGAGAUAGGAAGGUGCUCGUUGCAUUCAAGUACGAAAAACUCUUGAGCUUAUGUUAUUAUUGCGGAAUGCUAGGUCACUUAGACAAGAACUGUGACCAAAGAGCUACUGAUAUUCGACAAGGAAGCAUGAUGGAAGGGCAAUUUGGUGAGUGGCUAAAAGCCCAAGAGUUCAAUUCUGCCAACUAUAAUUACUAUAUGAUAUCCAACCCUAUCACCCAUCCUACCAGCAACAAUUCCAGCCAAGACACAUCCACCCACACAAACAAUCAAACAGACAACCACCCACCUUCCCCUACCAGCAAUAUUUCUAAACAGAACCCAAUCCCUAUGGCCACAAACAAUUUACUUACAACUCCCAUAUCUCCCCAGCCACAUAAAGCACAACACAUUUGUUCCAUUCCAGCUUCCCAAAAAAAAGAAAUCCAUCCUCAAACCUCCAAAAAUGCAGAUAUCACUGACUCUGCUAAACCGGUUUACCCAAUCACAGAUACCAACUCCCAACCAAUAACUCCCCUUGCUGAUACCAUGGAUACCGACACCUCUCUGAUUAAUAGCACCAGCAAUAACACACCAGCAAAUCACCUAAUUGACUCUCCCACUCAUCUGUCUCAG
Messenger RNA from Striga hermonthica, 1214 nucleotides. Lineage: Eukaryota; Viridiplantae; Streptophyta; Magnoliopsida; Lamiales; Orobanchaceae. The record is from the annotation of a GenBank genome assembly.